Messenger RNA from Passer domesticus (house sparrow), 5578 nucleotides. RefSeq names its product proteoglycan 4 (gene PRG4). The transcript has 15 exons. The coding region runs from base 144 to 4895 and encodes 1583 amino acids. The record is from RefSeq and is a predicted model, not a curated record. Lineage: Eukaryota; Metazoa; Chordata; Aves; Passeriformes; Passeridae.
AGCCCUGUGGAAAGUUUGCUGUCAUGAGCUGUCAUUGGUGGUGUGUUUAACAAGCUGCCUAAUUACCUGACCCCAGCACAGCUCCAAAGCAAUAUAUAAGGACUCUGGAACAGCCCUAGGAGCAGACACACUCUCUGCUAGGAAUGAUGUCGUACCUGAAAGUUAUGAUCAUAUGGAACAUACUUUGCUUAUCCCUGGUGGUCCUUUCACUGUCCUUGAUUCCAGAAGUGUCUUCUCAAGAUGUAUCGAGCUGUACAGGGAGAUGUGGGGCAGGGUAUUCUAGAGAGCAUGACUGCCAGUGUGAUUUUAACUGUCACCACUACAUGGAGUGCUGCCCUGACUUCAGGAAAGUCUGCAUAGUGGCCGCCUCCUGCCAGGGACGCUGCUUCGAAGCCUUCGAGAGGGGCAGGGAGUGCGACUGCGACGCCGACUGCGAGCGGUACGGAAAAUGCUGCCCAGACUACGUCAAGCACUGUAAAGAGGCACACACAGAAAAGCCAACCCCAGAGACUCCUCCAGACAACAAAUCUAAAAGGUCCUCCACAGAUGAGGAAGAGUCACCCGAGGAAGAUCCUGAAAUCCAAGUGACCACUCCUGCUCCAACCACAGAACCUGCAGAGACAACCCCUGAGGCCACAGAGGAGCCAGCCACCGAAGCCGACCCUCCCACUCCGGGUACAGAAGAUGUGACCCCUGAUGCCACAGAGGAGCCACUGACUGACAUGGACCCAACUGACCUGCCCCCAACACAGGACCCAACCCCCGACGCCACCGAGGCAGCAGCAACAGAUAGCGAGCCCCCCACCAGCCCCACGCCUGAAGAGACAACCCCCGAGGAGCCGACAACACCAGCACCAGAGGAGACAACCCCAGAGGAGCCGACAACACCAGCACCAGAGGAGACAACCCCAGAGGAGCCGACAACACCAGCACCAGAGGAGACGACCCCAGAGGAGCCGACAACACCACCGACCCCAGAGGAGCCGACAACACCCGCACCAGAGGAGACAACCCCCGAGGAGCCGACAACACCCGCACCAGAGGAGACAACCCCAGAGGAGCCGACAACACCAGCACCAGAGGAGACGACCCCAGAGGAGCCGACAACACCAGCACCAGAGGAGACGACACCAGAGGAGCCGACAACACCAGCACCAGAGGAGCCGACAACACCAGCACCAGAGGAGACAACUCCCGAGGAGCCGACUACACCCGCACCAGAGGAGACGACCCCCGAGGAGCCGACAACACCCGCACCAGAGGAGACGACCCCAGAGGAGCCGACAACACCAGCACCAGAGGAGCCGACAACACCAGCACCAGAGGAGACAACCCCAGAGGAGCCGACAAAACCCACACCAGAGGAGACAACCCCCGAGGAGCCGACAACACCAGCACCAGAAGAGACAACCCCCGAGGAGCCGACAACACCAGCACCAGAGGAGACAACCCCCGAGGAGCCGACAACACCCGCACCAGAGGAGACAACCCCCGAGGAGCCGACAACACCCGCACCAGAGGAAACAACUCCCGAGGAGCCGACAACACCAGCACCAGAGGAGACAACCCCAGAGGAGCCGACAACACCAGCACCAGAGGAGCCGACAACACCAGCACCAGAGGAGCCGACAACACCAGCACCAGAGGAGCCGACAACACCAGCACCAGAGGAGCCGACAACACCAGCACCAGAGGAGCCGACCCCAGAGGAGCCGACAACACCAGCACCAGAGGAGCCGACAACACCAGCACCAGAGGAGACAACCCCAGAGGAGCCGACAACACCAGCACCAGAGGAGACAACCCCCGAGGAGCCGACAACACCAGCACCAGAGGAGACAACCCCCGAGGAGCCGACAACACCAGCACCAGAGGAGACAACACCCGCACCAGAGGAGACAACCCCAGAGGAGCCGACAACACCCGCACCAGAGGAGACAACCCCCGAGGAGCCGACAACACCAGCACCAGAGGAGACAACCCCCGAGGAGCCGACAACACCAGCACCAGAGGAGACAACCCCCGAGGAGCCGACAACACCAGCACCAGAGGAGCCGACAACACCAGCACCAGAGGAGCCGACUACACCAGCACCAGAGGAGCCGACUACACCAGCACCAGAGGAGCCGACUACACCAGCACCAGAGGAGCCGACUACACCAGCACCAGAGGAGCCGACUACACCAGCACCAGAGGAGACAACCCCAGAGGAGCCGACUACACCAGCACCAGAGGAGACAACCCCCGAGGAGCCGACUACACCAGCACCAGAGGAGACAACCCCCGAGGAGCCGACUACACCAGCACCAGAGGAGACAACCCCAGAGGAGCCGACAACUCCUAAACCAGAGGAGCCAGCCACCCCUAAACCAGAGGAGACAACCCCAGAGGAGCCGACAACACCAGCACCAGAGGAGGCAACCCCAGAGGAGCCGACAACUCCUAAACCAGAGGAGACAACCCCAGAGGAGCCGACAACUCCUAAACCAGAGGAGACAACCCCCGAGGAGCCGACAACUCCUAAACCAGAGGAGACAACCCCCGAGGAGCCGACAACUCCUAAACCAGAGGAGACAACCCCAGAGGAGCCGACAACUCCUAAACCAGAGGAGACAACCCCAGAGGAGCCGACAACACCAGCACCAGAGGAGACGACUCCAGAGGAGCCGACAACACCAGCACCAGAGGAGACGACUCCAGAGGAGCCGACAACUCCUAAACCAGAGGAGACAACCCCCGAGGAGCCGACAACUCCUAAACCAGAGGAGACAACCCCAGAGGAGCCGACAACUCCUAAACCAGAGGAGACAACAACUCCUAAACCAGAGGAGACAACCCCCGAGGAGCCGACAACACCCGCACCAGAGGAGACAACCCCAGAGGAGCCGACAACUCCUAAACCAGAGGAGACAACCCCAGAGGAGCCGACAACUCCUAAACCAGAGGAGACAACCCCAGAGGAGCCGACAACUCCUAAACCAGAGGAGACAACCCCAGAGGAGCCAACAACGACCAAACCCAAAGAGCCAACCCCAGAGGAGACAACCGCCUUGGCAGACUCUCCCACCACCUCCAAACUUGAAAAAACAACCCCAGAGGAGCCAACAACCAAGGCAGACUCUCCUGCCACCACCCCCAAAUCUGAAGAAACAACCCCAGAAGAAACUACAACCAAGGCAGACUCUCCCACCACCCCUAAAGCAGAGGAUGCUGACUCUCCGACCAUCCCAGCAGCUCCUGAGGCCAGUAAAGCCACGGCUUCUCCGGGAAGUGCUGAACCCACAACUGUUGGGAUGGACUCCCCCACAGCUGGGGCAGAGACAAUGCUUUCAGAUACCACAAUUGAGAACAAGGAGACAACAACACCAAAGAAAGAUAGAACUACUCUGCUUAAAGACAUUUUCACAGCUGCAACUGGGAAAGAUACAGUUACUGUAGCUAUGGUGACAACAGCUAAACCAGGUGAUUCUCCUAAAGGUAUGGAUGACCUUCCAAACACAGCUCCUAUGGCCAAAGAACCUGUCACUGCAGCAGCUGAAUCAGAAACAACUUCUACAGACACCAAGACUGCUACAACAGCAGCCACAGCUCCCUUGCCCGAUCCCACUGUGCUGGUAACAACCAUCAAAGAAGAUUCAACUCCUCAGCCUGCUGAGGCUGUAACACCAAAUGAAAAAGAGACAACUACAGACGCUGAGCAGGCAGGGCCAGCAGCAGACAAAGAGAGCCCAGGUGCUGCUUGUGUUAUUGUGGAGAUGACAACAGCUGGUAAAAAAGAAGUAACAACCAUUAAAGAAAUGGGCACCACACCUGAAAAAGAAAUGGAAGGUGUCACUGAAAAGGCCCCUGGUACUGCCAAAGAAGAGGUAACUACAGUUACCAAAGAAACCACAACAAGGGAUAAAAAGGACACAAUAGAAGAAAUGUAUCUUGUGUUUAAUGGGACAUCCAAGCCAACAAUACAUUUCCAGGAGGUCACUGAGACGACAGAAGAGCCACACCCAACUGAACCUGAAACUCUGCCAGCAAAAGAAGAACCUGAGAUAAACAAGCCUUUAAUACAAGUUGGGGACCUGCCAAUGAUCCCUGGAGAAACACAAGAGAAGAACGACGAGAAGGACCUGUGCAGCGGCAAGCCAGCGGACGGCAUGGUGGCCCUGCCCAAUGGCACCCUGGCCGUCUUCCGAGGUCACUAUUACUGGCUGCUGAACGGCCGGACCCCUCCGACCACCAACCCCCGCCGGAUCACCGACGGCUGGGGCAUCCCCUCGCCCAUCGACUCCGUCUUCUCCAGGUGCAACUGCGAUGGGAAAACCUUCUUCAUCAAGGGUCCCCUGUACUGGCGCUUCACUAAUGGUGUUAUGGAUAAUGGCUAUCCCAAACCUCUCGCAACUGGAUUUGCAGGGUUAAGUGGGAGAAUAGUAGCAACCCUCCCUGUGGCAAGAUACAACAACAGACCAGAAUCUGUUUAUUUCAUCAAAAGAGAUGGGAACAUGCAGCAGUAUGUGUACAGACAAGAACCAGCCAAGAAGUGUCAAAGAAGAGCCCGGGUCACCAUCAGAUACCCAGCCUUUGUCCCCAGAGUUGUCAUCCGGCGGCGCUUCCAGCGUGCUGUGCGAAUGCCGACUGUCAUCCGCACCGUCAGGAUCAACUCCCACCCCUCUGGAGUUCUGCGCAAGGAAAUCCAAAUGACAACGUACUGGAGAGGGCUCCCCAAAGUUGUCCACUCGACUCUCUCCGUGCCCAACCAGAACAAGCCCGAUGGCUACGACUACUAUGCCUUCUCUUACAAUCGGUACUACAGUUUGGAUAUUGGCAAAAGAAUAGCACGACCUGUUACUGCUCUCACAGGAAAGACUGUAACCAAAGACUGGUACAACUGUCCCAGCAAGUGAGGCACAGCAGAGGAGUUUAAAUCAAGAUGCCAUUUGGAUGUCAAUGUUUUUUCUAAUUUUAUUAAUAAAAGACAUUGAAAUAUGUGCACACAACUCUAAGUAUUAAAAUGCUGCUUCAAGCUCUGGCUUCAUUACACUAAGCAACCACAGGCAAACUGGCAUUUUGUAUACACAGCUGGAAGUCCUUUACAUUUCAUUUAACUAAUGUUUCCUCUGUUCAGGCCUCCUCUGCCUCCCAUGGCAUGAGUUACACCUGUGCAGGGAAAGAAAACAAGUGCAUUAGUAUAAACCCUUCUCAUCAACCAUUGCACAGGUGAUACUUCAUCUUUCCAUAAGCAUUGUCAGGGCAGUGGAGUGGUUCCCUUCUGAUACAGUUCAAGUUCCCCCUCUGGCCCCUAAGCCUGGUGACACAUGCACAUGUCACCUGUGUCAUGCAAAAGGCUGGGGGUGACUUGUGAUCCUGAGCCAAACCAAUGAGCAGAGAAUUCUUAGCACAUCUGAAAUAAGUUAGUCCCUCUUUUUGGUAUUUAAAAAAUGGUGACAGAUGGAAGAAAAUCUAUCCUAAUCCCACCUCCUUAUUUUUCCCCUUAAUACCAGCUAAUCUAUAUUUCAAUGCUAAUAUUGAGUCUUCUACAAUGUUAAAAUAGUGCAAAACAGAACAAAAUCCAUCAAAGGCUUUUUUU